Eriocheir sinensis (Chinese mitten crab) is the source of this 6534-nucleotide messenger RNA. It is a transcript of the gene SPR, whose product is annotated as sex peptide receptor-like. Lineage: Eukaryota; Metazoa; Arthropoda; Malacostraca; Decapoda; Varunidae. The record is from RefSeq and is a predicted model, not a curated record. The coding region runs from base 685 to 1878 and encodes 397 amino acids. Gene Ontology annotation, cellular component: membrane. Gene Ontology annotation, biological process: G protein-coupled receptor signaling pathway. The transcript has 2 exons. Gene Ontology annotation, molecular function: G protein-coupled peptide receptor activity.
UGGUGAAUCGUGAACUGCACACACACACACAUCAGCACACAUGCCGCGCCGCCAGCCAGGGCGUCACGGGUGGGGGCGGUGUUUGGUGUCCGUAAAAGAAUUCGAUUUACGCACCGCCCGCCGCCGCCCCUCCACUCGCGUGUCUAAGCUUGUUUUCCGUAAAUACGACUCCGGCUCGAGAGGACGGGAAGCGCUGCGCAGCGGAUAACUCGGGCGCUGGGAUGGGUUGUGGAUAUCAGGAGAUGCCUCAGAAAUACGGAGUUUUUUGGAAACUCCGAGUGUGCACUGUGCACCGUGGAGUGCCAGGGCCUGCCAGUGUGCCGGGACCGGGAGACUCAGUGCCUCAGUUUGGCUGCGGCCGCGGUGACGGGUGGAUGUGUCUGCCCCGCUUCCCUCGUCCCCGCCACACGCUCACUAUUACUCCAGCCGCCGCCGCUGCCGCGCCUGGCAUGCCCCGCCGCCCCCUGCCCUACACAGCGCUACUCCCCGUUAUCCCCGCCGCGUCCUGCCAGCAUGUGGCGAGGUUGAUGUCCUGCUAGGCGCGGGUCACCCACACGAGGACCUCACAAACUGAAUAGACCCGCCACACACUGACCAAGGCAAUGAUGGUUGUUGCGGCGUGAGUAGCAGCGCCUGACCCUUCCUGUCCUCUGCUCGCCCCCGCCCCCCCUGCCCCGCGCCGCCAUGAACGAGUCCGAUGUGCUUGACGUGACCUGCGGCGGUAAUGACACCUGGGAGGGGAACGUCACCUCCAACAACACCGUUGAGCACCUCAACGUGAGCGGCCAGUAUCCGCUGGACCUGGCCGUGCCGCUGUACGGGUAUGCGAUGCCCGUGCUGCUGUUGGUGACCACGGUGGCUAACACCCUCAUCGUGGCCGUGCUGUGGCAGCCACAUAUGCGUUCCCCAACCAACGCCGUGCUCAUGGCCAUGGCGCUCUCCGACAUGCUGACGGUGCUCUUCCCGGAGCCCAUGUUCUUCUACAUGUACACCCUUGACAACCACGCCAAGCCGCUGCACCCGCCCGCCGCCUGCUACGCGUGGUACGUGCUGCACGAGGCCAUUCCCAACAUGUUCCACACGGCCUCCAUCUGGCUGACCGUGCUGCUGGCCACGCAGCGCUACAUCUCCGUGUGCCACCCGUCGCGUGCACCUCGCUGGUGCACCCAGUCCAUCGUCACCUGGGCCAUCGUCUGGGUAUUUUUCUUCGCCGCCAUCCACCAGACGCCGAGGGUCUUCGAGAACCGCUACGAGUCAGCGCAGAUGGAAUGGGAGGGCCAGUGUGUGUGGGUGUGCAGAGUCUUUUACAAUAGUUGGGUCACCGCUAUCAGUCUCGAUGUCUACUAUCCAAUAUACUUCUGGUUCCGGGUUGUGUUCGUACAUCUGGGGCCGUGCACGGUGCUCGUCGUGCUCAACGUGUUGCUUUUCAAAGCCCUGAAAGAGGCACAGGCGCGGCGGAAGAAGCUGCUCAACGACAAGAGCUCCGGCAAGGAGUGCCGGAAGCUGCGUGACCACAACACAACGCUGAUGCUGAUCGUGGUCGUGUCUGUGUUCCUGGUGACAGAAAUCCCCCUCGCGGUCAUCACCGUCCUCCACAUCAUUUCAAACUCCGGUCUCAGAAUCUUUUCGGAGGAGUCAUACGACAUUGUCAUGCGCUUCUUCAUCAUCUCAAACUCCUUCAUCAUCUUUUCGUACCCCAUCAACUUCGCCAUCUACUGUGGCAUGUCGCGUCAGUUCCGCGAAACCUUCCGUGAUUUGUUCGUCCGCGGCGGGAGUCAGUCUUGGCGACGUAUGGACUCGACUCGCGACUCCCGCGGGUCCAUGUACAACGGGCCUCCCCGCAACUGCAGAUCACUGACUUCAGAAACUAUAAUCUGAGGGCGGGCAACGCCAGGUGAGGGCGGCGCCUCGAGGCGCCCCUCAUCUGGCUGCCAAACCACCUCAGAGUUCACGGGUCAGACCUUCUACAACGGCACACGCAGCUCCGUGGCCAACGUGAGUGACCUGGCUGAGAGCCAAUCUCCGGAAGCCACUGUGCCCCGCCGAGGAGGCCUGGCCAGGAACAUGACGGAGGUUGACUACUAUCAGCUGGAGACGUUGGAGGGGGGCUGCGUCGGGGCGGAGGGCAGUUCCCAAGAGAACACUCCAACUGGCGGGGGUGAGCGGGAGGGGCUGCUGGUAAGUGGCUCUCGUGGAGAGGGCCGCCGCAGCCCCGCCGCCCUCAGGGUCCACUUCGAGAAAAACAGCAGCCCAGGGUGCGGCGAGGAGGAAGAGAAAGAAGAGGUGCGGGCGGCUGUCAGCGAAACUGUUUUGUAGGCAACCCAUAGCAGAUUCCUCCGUGCGUUCGUCCGUCUGGCUGAUCAGCGUGAAUCGUCAUCAUGGCAACGCUAUUAUUAGGGUACUUAGUGAUCCCGUUGCGUCACUGCUACUGCUGCUGCCGAUGAUGAUGAUGAUGCUUCGGUCGCUGCGUCACACCUCCUGCGUCAUCGAAGCGUCGUGGUUGCGUCAUCAGGUGUCGUUGGAAAGAUGUGUGUGAUUAGGUAUUUGUGACUUGGAAAAGGUCACUAAAGGGGGAGAAAAAGUUCCCUCUAAGGAUAAUGUUGGUGAUGGUGAUGAUGGUGGUGAUGGUGGUGAUGGUAAUUGUGGUGAUGGUGAUAAAUAUCUACAUCUGGUGAUACUACUACUACUACUACUACUACUACUACUACUACUACUAUACUACUACUACUACUACUACUACUACUACUACUACUACUACUACUACUACUACUACUACUACUACUACUACUACUACUACUACUACUACUACUACUACUACUACUACUACUACUACUACUACCACUACUACUACUACUACUACUACUACUACUACUACUACUACUACUACUACUACUACUACUACUGCUACUACUACUACUACUGCUACUACUACUACUACUGCUACUACUACUACUACUACUACUACUACUACUACUGCAACAACAACAACAGCAACAACAAGAACAUCAUCAUCAUCAACAACAACAACAACAACAAAAACAACAACAACAACAACUCUACUACUACUACUACUACGAGGACGACAACGACGACGACGGCGACUACUAAUACUAUGACAACUACUACUAAUACUACUCCUACUUCUACUACUAUUACUACAACUACGACUACUACUACUACUGCUACUACUACGACUACGACUAUUGCUACUACUACUACUACUACUACUACUACUACUACUACUACUAUUAUUAUUAUUACUACAAUCUUUAUCAUUAUUUUUAUUUCUAUUAUUAUUAUUAUUACUACUACUAUUAUCACUGCUACUACUGUUACUACUACUACUACUACUACUACUACUACCACUACUACUACUACUACUACUACUACUACUACUACUGCUACUACUACUUUUAUUAUUAAUGAUGACUAUGUAAUUAUAACAAUGAUAAUAUAAAUUGGUAUUACUAUUAUGACAACAGUAACAACAACAACAACAAUAUUACCAAUGAAAUAACCCAGCCAGUAUUCAAACUCCGCUACCUCGCCCAGACAGAGGUAUGGAGCUGGACGCCACGGAAACGGUUCGAAUACUCGGUGAGUUAUUUCAAUUUGUCCAAGUAUGGCCAAUAAUAUUUGAUAACAAUCACAACAAAAACAGCAGCAUUAUAAUCAACAAAAAAAAAAAUACCACUGUCAUCAACAGUAACAAUAACCAAUGACCAGUAACGUCAGAUCCAGCAACAAUGACAAAAGCAACGACAAUAACUAUAACAACAUCUACAAAAACAUAAAUGAUAAAGGACACGAAAGAAAGAGAAGGGAAAAAUCCAUCAUAUAUCGGUUAACCACCACCGCCACCAACAACAACGCAGGACAUCAUCAGCGGUAGAAGUGGCAACAAUGCAAUCAACAACAACAACAACAACAACAACAACAACAACAACAACAACAACACAGAAGACAAGGGACGCAAAACCAAAGCAGACUCACAGAAUCACAUAAACCAACAAUAACAACAACAAUAACAACAACAACAACGGAGGAGACAAAAUGCGCUUAACCUGAGAAAAAAAAGAACAAGCUAUAUUUUUUCCGCUAAAGUAACGUGAAAGUAUUAAGUGUCGCGCCUCGAGUGACACGUGUGUGAUAAAGUGACAGCCAGGUGGGAGUGAAUACAGACAGGUGUGACAUGAAUAUUUAAAGGGUAUUUGUAAUAGAUUCGUGUUCCUAAGGUGACGAUUUUGUGAUAGAGAGACUUCACAUCGAUGGACUAAAGUGUACGGAAAAAAAAAGUGAAGUAUGUGCUGCGGAAGUCACGUGUUUGGAGGGACAGGUGCGGUGCGUUGUGACAGGUGUGAGUGUGUGUGUGUUUGUACGUGUGAUUAAAUUCAGGUAUCAAACACGAGAGAGAGAGAAGAAAAAUAGUACCUGAAUCAACGUUUUUGUGACUGGCCUGAAUACUGUACAGCCGGUGAUGCUUAGGUGACUGGCGAGGCCCCGAGAGGAAACUGACAAACAAAGGAGAAGAGGAAAGGAGAGGAAGGAAAAUAUUAUACGAGAAGAUACUAGUAAAAACCACGUUAAAUUUUAUGGUGCUGCUUCUCAGUAGGUGCUCAGCCAUCCCCUGCCCCUCCUCCUUCACCUUGGGCUGACCUGGUUCUCGUUCCCUCCCCACGUGUCCCCACUCCCCCCAUUCCCCAUCACUCUUCCCUCCCCGUGAAUUACCCUGUAUAAAGAAAGCUACAAUAUACUAGCAAACACGUCGAUGUCAUAAUAGGUGUGAAUACGUUUAUAAAUGCAACCAUGAAUAGAGUAUUUAAUAUAUAUAUAUAUACAUAUACAUAAAAAGCAUACCAUUAAUGUUAUUGGUGGACGGUGAGGGAUUACCUAAUUAAUGAGAAAGCAUCCCUCCCUCACGCCAAGCCGCGCUGGCGUGAGGAAGGUGAGGCUCUUUCUGUGUGUACCUGUAUGUGGAUGUGUGUGUGUGUGUGUGUGUACGUAUACCUGUGUGUGCACCUUGCUCGAUUGGUGACGAUGAUGACGAUGAUGAUUUUUCCGUGUCAGCUGUUCAAGGUAGUUAAAGCAUUCCUCAUAUUCUGCGUUCACAUUUCUUUGUUUUUCGUUUUCUUUUAUCAGUUUUCUCUCUCUCUCUCUCUCUCUCUCUCUCUCUCUCUCUCUCUCUCUCUCUCUCUCUCUCUCUCUCUCUCUCUCUCUCUCUCUCUCUCUCUCUCUCUCACUUUGUAUCUGUGUUAUCCUCUUCGUCCCUCCUCUUUCUUCUUUAUUAUCUGUUUCCUCUUGCUACUCUUUCCUGCCUCCUUUUUUCCUCUCCUUUUCAUGUUCGUCUUACUCCUCCUCCUCCUCCUCCUCCUACUCUUCGAUGUCUUGCCCUCCUCCUCUUCCUCCUCCACCUACUCUUCUUCCUUGUCCUUGCCCUCCUCCUCCUCCUCCUACAUUACACCCAAGCUUUCAGAGUGUGGCAUUAGAGCUUCGUACCUCCCCCCCUCCCCCUCCUCCACAACCAACACCACCUUCACUCACACACUACGACCUCUUCCUCAACCCCCUACCCCUUCCCCCUUCCCUCUCCUCCUCUCCCUUCCCUUCCACUCCCUCCCCUGCCUCACCUCGGUGCUCUUCUGACUCAUGUGACCCUCAAAUGCAAAUAACACAAACACAACCCCAUCCCCUUCGUCUCCCUUUACUCCUCCUCCUCCUCGUCCUCCUCCUCCUCCUCCUCUGCGUCCUCGUCUUCCUCCGCCCCAACCUUGAAACUCUCUACUUACUUGCUCUCUCGCCUCCUCUUCCUCCUCCUCCUCCUCCUCUUCCUCCUCCUCCUCUCUUCUCUAAUCCCCUUCUUCCUCCCCGUUCAUCAUGCCAAACUAAUCUUCUUCCUCCUUCUUCCUUCCUCUUACCUCCUAACACUCUUCCUCUUUCUUCGACGCCCUACCUUCUGCUGCCUCCCCUCCUCCUUCCUCUUUCCUCCUUCCUGCUUUCUUCCUCCUUCUUGGCUGUGGUGGUGGAGAGCUGAAUCCCCAAGAAGCCUCCCCUCGCCUCGUCUUCCCCUCGUCUUACCUUUUCCUUCGUCUCCCCUUCCCCACUUCUCCCCUUCCCAUUCUCCCUCCCUGGCAGGUUCGUCGACACGCUGGUGGUCACUCUGUCCCACGCUGAGCCCCUAGUGCACAGAGUGAUCACUAGUGGCUCCCCUCACCUCACUUCACUCUCACCUCACUCUCAUCUCAUUACUCAGCCCUCAUGCUCAUCGCCCACGCUCCAUCACAUCUCACAUUCUUACGUUCCCUUUCAUCAUAUCAUUGUUUUCUUCCCUCAUGUAAUCGCCUUCCCCUUCCUUACUUCAUUCCCAUUCUCAUUCCAGUAUCGAGCCUGUCCGAGGGUGAGGAAUAUUCCCACUUUUUGGAAUUAUCUUUAUUGAUGGAGUGACUGUAUGUGUGUGUAACAUAUGUGGAAAUAAUAUUAAUAGCUAUGUAUUCGUAAUGAUGGUAAUAAUUAUCUAAUAAAUAAAUAGUAAUAAUA